Drosophila hydei is the source of this 1311-nucleotide messenger RNA. RefSeq lists its product as uncharacterized. The record is from RefSeq and is a predicted model, not a curated record. The transcript is spliced from 2 exons. Lineage: Eukaryota; Metazoa; Arthropoda; Insecta; Diptera; Drosophilidae. The coding region runs from base 1 to 1311 and encodes 436 amino acids.
AUGGCUAUUGACGCCAUUGGCCCAUUGGCUAGCUAUAAUUCUAGAGCGCUGCGAAGAUGCAAGCUCGUCGAAGAUGCAGAUACCCAGGCCGAGGACGUCUCCGAUGGCAUUUCGAUAAUCAGUGACUGCGAAAGCACUGGACGCAUUUCACCACAUCCCUUUCUGCGCGAGCAUCUCAAUGAGCUUAGCUUUAAGUUCGAUGCGGGCCACGAGCUGCCACUUCUGGGCAAUUUGCCUGAGCUCAAUACCGGCCAAGAGAUACGCGAGCGAAGACGUGCCGCUGGCCUGCAACUGGAUGACGCAGCACCGUCUGCGGCAGCAUCAGCUGCCUCAUCUGUGCUGGGCUAUCGUCUGCCCCCGUUGGUGCAGAAUGGCUUGACCGCUGUCUUCUAUGUUGGCGCCACUUUGGCCAUUUUGGCAUUUAUUGGCCGUUUGCGUAAUCCCGAGUGGCAGGUGCUUGGCGGCGGUAAGCCCAUUGCCGAUCUGAAUCAGCGUAUGGUUGAGCUCGAGCUGCAAAAUAAUCUGAUGCGCGCCGAGAUUGAUAUUAUGUCCAAACAGCUGCUGUAUCUCAACUCCAUGGCUGGUCAGGGACAGGGCCAGGGCCAGGGCCAGGCGCGCAAGUUAAAAACAUUUAAGGCCUGGCCCGGCAAUGGCAACUCUGGGGAUCCAGUGGAUAUUACCAAGGCGGACUUGAAGCGUCCGUACAAAUGUCCAAAUGGCAACUAUGUGGAAAUCGCCGCCAUGUGCAUGGAAAUGAAACCGCAUGCCGAAUCUCUAGUCGAUGAGAUUGGUAAUGUGGUCAACGAUGUGCUGCAGCAAUCUCCAGCUUUUCAGAACUUUGAAAAGGUCACCGAGCGGCUAGGCACACUCGCUGGCAAAGACGCACCGCCCACUGAGACAGACACACCCACAGGCAAACCCACUGUCGGUGCCAGCGAACCAUCCAAAGCUUUCCAUGCGCAUGGCGAAAAGUUGCGAGCGCCGCCAAUAGACAACGGCAAUCGCUAUCCAAAUAUGGAUGCCUCCAAGGAGCGCUACAAGACCAAAUACAAUCAGAAGCGUCAGGAGCACAAGCACGACUCGAAGGAGCGAUACAAUAGGAAGUAUUUGGACAAGUCCAAGGAGCAGCAGCACGGCAGGAAGCAGCGUCAUGGCGAUAACGAUGAUAGCGGCAGCGGCGAGUGGCACGAGCGCAUGAUGCAACAUCGUGAGCAAUCACGCCAGCGGAAUGAACAGAAGCACAACCACAAUUGGUAUAUCGAGCGCGGUGGCAGUCGGGAGCAGAUUCGGUCCAGCGAGACGCGACGCUGA